GGGGCUUGGAGCCUUCUGAGGAAACUGGGCAGCUCUAACCCACCCACUCGUGAACCACCGGAAGUAUCAGCAGACCAAAUCGCUGCAAAAGUGAUAACACUCUCUAAGGCCCCUAGCAGCAAACAACAAAACGCAAAUAUUAAAAAACAACUGACAAUCUGCCGCCAAAAAGCAAGUGCCCACUCUGAAUACGCCAAGUCAUUCUCUGUGGAAGAAGUCGAUAAAGCACUGGAAAACACCAAAUCUGGUAAAGCUCCUGGAUUCGAUGGAAUUCGCCCCGAAUUCCUCAAAAACUGCGGGAAACAUACAAGAAUGUGGCUGAAACGUAUGCUAUUAAACCGAAUAGGCCCAUUGAUAUUGGAACAUACUCCUGUUGAACAGGCUGGAUUCAGACCGCAUCGUAGCUGUGUGGACCAGGUACUCAGCCUAACAACACACAUUGAAGCAGGAUUCCAAAAACAGCUGAAGACCACUGUGGUGUAUGUUGACUUGACUGCGGCGUAUGACACGGUCUGGAGAGAAGGUCUUCUAUACAAAUUCCUCGUAGUACCAUGCAGUAGAAUAGCAUCUCUAUUAAACAACAUGCUGGAUGAAGGGCGACAGGCCCUUCCAAAUAAUAACAGGAAAAAGAAGGAGUAA
This is a messenger RNA of Sitophilus oryzae (rice weevil), 639 nucleotides long. RefSeq lists its product as uncharacterized. The record is from RefSeq and is a predicted model, not a curated record. NCBI's taxonomy places the organism in Eukaryota, Metazoa, Arthropoda, Insecta, Coleoptera, Curculionidae. The transcript is spliced from 2 exons. The annotation marks the transcript as partial.